Molecule: messenger RNA, 351 nt
Organism: Cylicostephanus goldi
Lineage: Eukaryota; Metazoa; Nematoda; Chromadorea; Rhabditida; Strongylidae
Source: the annotation of a GenBank genome assembly
AUGGCACAAGGAGAGCACGCAAAGAGAAGGAAAUUGGAUUCUCAUACUGCAAGAACCUUAGACAGGAUUACUUUGAAAGUGGACAAAAUCGCUUCUGCGCCCACUUCAAACAUCUUCGAGGAGAAGGUUGGACGUCUGUUUAGAGGAGGCUGGUGUAAGCCGCGAAAAGCAGCAGCAGAUGAAGUCUUGACACAGACGGAAAUACAGUGCACCGACGCCGACACACAGACUGUUUUGCACCAGCUAGACUUCGCACGCAAAUUGAGGCACAACCGCUUGAUGAGGAAGAAGAUUCGACAAAGGAAGAAGAAAAGGUAUCCAACCGAGAAGACUUACCUCCACCUCACUUAG